Messenger RNA from Fusarium poae, 912 nucleotides. RefSeq lists its product as uncharacterized. The coding region runs from base 1 to 912 and encodes 303 amino acids. Gene Ontology annotation, biological process: siRNA processing. Gene Ontology annotation, cellular component: RISC complex; cytoplasm; nucleus. Gene Ontology annotation, molecular function: ribonuclease III activity; RNA binding. The record is from RefSeq and is a predicted model, not a curated record. The transcript has a single exon. NCBI's taxonomy places the organism in Eukaryota, Fungi, Ascomycota, Sordariomycetes, Hypocreales, Nectriaceae.
AUGCAGUUACCACCCGCGAUGGAGCCUUUAGAAGAGCUAAUCGGGUAUACAUUUAAGAAGAAGUCUCUACUCGUUGAGGCUAUGACUCACGGGUCUUAUGUAGCUGAUGGGCAGCAGCGAUCUUAUGAACAACUCGAGUUUCUUGGGGAUGCGGUUCUUGACUAUAUUAUCGUAACACGGAUGUUCCGAUUCGACCCACCAGUAUCCAAUGGACGCUUGCACAUGAUCAAGACCGCCAUGGCCAACGCCGAGUUUCUUGCUUUUACAAACAUGCAACAUGGAUUGCGACGGCCUGAAAUUGAAUUUAAGGAUGGAGAACCGGUGUCUACCGAAGUCUCACUGCCAAUCUGGAAAUUCAUGCGCCACGGCUCUCCAGAGAUGGGCAGAGUGAUGAAUGAGACACAGGCCCGAUUUGAAAGUCUUCGAGAUGAAAUCAAUGCGGCUAGGACCAAUGGUACACACUACCCCUGGACACUGCUCGCACGUCUUCAUCCCAAGAAAUUCUACUCUGAUCUUUUUGAGGCCAUUCUGGGUGCUAUUUGGGUUGAUUCAGGAAACAUCGAAACAUGCGCAGCCUUCCUUCACAAGUUCGGCAUCUUACCGUAUCUCGACCGAAUUCUCCGCGAGGAUGUUCAUGUUCAACACCCGAAAGAAGAACUCGGAAAACUAGCAGCCGACCAGAAAAUUGUCUAUGACUAUACUCCGGUUGACGGGUCUAUUAAAGAGUACCUCUGCACGGUCAAUGUUGGAGAUCGUGUCGUGGGAGUCGUGUCAGGGGCACUCAAUAAGCUUGAAGCCAUGACCAAGGCUGCCGAAGAGGGCGUAAACCUUUUGAACGCGGAGCAGAGACGUGCAGAACAAGCGGCACAGGAUGAGGCGGCGCGACCCCUUGUUGCCAUGGACCUCUCUUAG